Messenger RNA from Melozone crissalis (California towhee), 1833 nucleotides. RefSeq names its product zinc finger and BTB domain containing 7B (gene ZBTB7B). The transcript has 3 exons. NCBI's taxonomy places the organism in Eukaryota, Metazoa, Chordata, Aves, Passeriformes, Passerellidae. Gene Ontology annotation, biological process: regulation of transcription by RNA polymerase II; positive regulation of gene expression. Bases 53 to 1477 code for a protein of 474 amino acids. Gene Ontology annotation, molecular function: RNA polymerase II cis-regulatory region sequence-specific DNA binding; protein binding; DNA-binding transcription factor activity, RNA polymerase II-specific. The record is from RefSeq and is a predicted model, not a curated record.
CCGUGGCUCCGGGACCGGUCUGUGGCUCGGGCGGGGUGCGCAGGUGAGGACGAUGGCCAGCCCAGAGGACGACCUCAUCGGCAUCCCCUUCCCUGAGCACAGCAGCGAGCUGCUGAGCUGCCUGAACGAGCAGCGGCAGCUGGGGCUGCUCUGCGAUGUCACCAUCAAGACGCAGGGGCUGGAGUACCGCACCCACCGUGCCGUCCUGGCUGCUUCCAGCCGCUAUUUCAAGAAGCUCUUUGCCGGGCCGGGGCCGGGCCAGGAGGUCUGCGAGCUGGACUUUGUGGGGCCGGAGGCACUGGGAGCGCUGCUGGAAUUCGCGUACACGGCCACGCUGACCAUCAGCAGCGCCAACAUGGGCGAGGUGCUGCGCGCUGCCCGGCUGCUGGAGAUCCCCUGUGUCAUCGCUGCCUGCGUGGAGAUCCUGCAGGGCAGCGGCCUGGAGGCGCCCGGCCCCGAUGACGGCGACUGCGAACGCGCCCGCCGCUACCUGGAGGCUUUCUCCAGCCUCCCCGAGGGUGAGGUGCCUGCCCCGCCGCCCCCCCGCCCCACCCCGCGCCGCAGCAAGAAGACCCGCAAGUUCCUGCAAGCCCGCGGUGCCCAGCUCAACAACCACGCCGCCGAGGAGCCGCCGCCCGCAGCUGAGGCCGAAGGCUCCGGCAGCCCCCCGCCGCCCUCCCAGCUGCCCUCACCCCCUCUGCCCGAGGGGCUCUCCCUGCCCUACGACAGCUUUGAGCUGCCUGAGGAAGAGGAGCUGCCCCCACACUCCUUCCCCUUCCCUUACCAGCCCCCCUUGUCCCCUGAGGAGGCACCUUCUGACGAGGAUGCCAUCGACCCCGACCUGAUGGCGUACCUGAGCUCGCUGCACCACGAGUCGCUGGCGCCCGGGCUGGACAGCCCCGACAAGCUGGUGAGGAAGAGGCGCUCGCAGAUGCCCCAGGAGUGCCCUGUGUGCCACAAGGUCAUUCACGGUGCUGGCAAGCUGCCCCGCCACAUGCGCACGCACACGGGCGAGAAACCCUUCGCCUGCCAGGUCUGCGGGGUCCGGUUCACACGGAACGACAAACUGAAGAUCCACAUGCGGAAGCACACGGGUGAGCGGCCCUACUCCUGCCAGCACUGCAGCGCCCGCUUCCUGCACAGCUACGACCUGAAGAACCACAUGCACCUGCACACGGGCGCCCGGCCCUACGAGUGCUACCUCUGCCACAAGGCCUUCGCCAAGGACGACCACCUCCAGCGGCACCUGAAGGGCCAGAACUGCCUGGAGGUGCGGACGCGCCGCCGCCGCCGCGACGAGCCGGCCCCGCCGCCCACCGGGCCCGCAGGCCUCGACCUCUCCAACGGGCGCCUGGAGGGGCUGCGCCUCUCCAUUGCCCGCUACUGGGCUCCAGGGCAGCCCGAGGAGGAGGAAGAGGAGCAGGAGGGUGAGGAAGGGCCGCAGCCCGACGGCACCGUGCCGGUGGAGACGGCGUAGGGGCGAUGCGACGGCGGCAGGUGUCGUGGCGUUCCAUGCCGAGCUGUGCCGUGCCCGCUGGGGUUUCUGUUCCUGUUUUUCCCGUCACGGUUCAUUCCUAGUUAUGCAAAGGGGGAAAAUCCCCUCGGCCGAUUUGCACAAGGGGGUGGGGGGCCCCUAUCACCCCCCCCACCACCGUGCCCGGGCCCACCUGGUCAUGCCCAGGGCGGGUGAUGAUGGGGGAUCGGGACUUGGAUGUCCCCCCCACCAAACCCCUCGUGGGUGCCAGGACCGGGCAGGGGCAUCCAUGGACCAAGGCCCCCCCCCAGGUGGGGAGAGCCCCCCCAUCCUCCCCAGUGGAGGGGGGCACUGCCCUA